Molecule: messenger RNA, 1475 nt
Organism: Anopheles moucheti
Lineage: Eukaryota; Metazoa; Arthropoda; Insecta; Diptera; Culicidae
Product: delta-aminolevulinic acid dehydratase
Exons: 6
Coding region: 395-1381 (328 amino acids)
Biological process (GO): heme biosynthetic process
Cellular component (GO): cytosol
Molecular function (GO): zinc ion binding; porphobilinogen synthase activity
Source: RefSeq, a predicted model, not a curated record
GUUAGGAUAUACGGGGUAGAGUGUUGUGUAGUACCGACGAAUUAUUAAUGUUGCCGAGUUCAGAAUUCAACUAAUCGUGUAAAUAGCUCGGACUUUAAAAACAAUUACAACGCAAAAACAUUCCUUGCUAAAAGUGCUAUCUGCCUUCGUGCGGCAUUUCGCUAGUAUGCGUGUACACGUGCUGCAAGUACAUGUAAUACAGACCAUCAACACAAACAAAUAGCAAUCGCGAUUGUAAAUUACACAAUCCUACCCCACCGAGCCAGGCAUGUUUCCAGCGUAAGGUUAGAUCCACUUCAUUCGCCACACACGCUUUACGCCUGGAACGACACACGCGCUCGGUACAAUUUGCAAAUCAUUCCUGGUGUGACACCGCCGCCUAACUUGCUUACCAAUGUCCUCGGUCAAGCUGCAUAGCAGUAUAUUCCAUCCAACACUACGUAAACUACAGUGCCAGGAUGUGGCGAUUGAAGCGCACAACCUGAUGUAUCCCGUGUUUUUGGUCGACGACGAUGAAGCUGUUCAGCACAUUCCAAGCAUGCCGGGUGUUGCCCGUUACGGUGGCACCACCUUGCUGGCCCACCUGAAGCCGUUGGUCGCGAAAGGUCUUCAAUCGAUCCUGGUAUUCGGAGUGGUUGACAAGCUGCCGAAGGAUUCCAUCGGUUCGGGUGCCGAUUGCGCCACAAAUCCGGUGAUACGUGCAUUGCCCCGACUACGUGCCGCUUUCCCCGAUCUGUUGAUUGCGUGCGACGUUUGCCUAUGCCCGUACACCGAUCACGGUCACUGUGGAGUAUUGACACCGGACGGUGUUAUCGACAACCCGCCCAGCAUCAAGCGCAUCGCUGAGAUUGCCCUGGCGUAUGCUAAAGCAGGUGCCCAUAUUGUGGCACCGUCCGACAUGAUGGACAAUCGCAUUUACGCGAUAAAGCAAAUGUUGCGCACCAGCAACUUAGAUAACCGGUGUUCGGUGCUGUCGUAUUCGGUCAAGUUUGCGUCCGGCUUCUAUGGGCCGUUUCGUGAUGCGGCCAAAUCCGCACCUGCAUUCGGCGAUCGGAAAUGCUAUCAAUUGCCACCGGGAUCGAAAGGCAUUGCCAAACGGGCCGCGAAACGUGACGUGGAGGAAGGUGCCGACAUGCUCAUGGUUAAGCCCGGCAUGGCUUAUUUAGAUAUUGUGAAGCAAGUAAAGGACGAAUAUCCCGAACUGCCGAUGUUUAUCUACCAGGUUUCCGGAGAAUAUUCGAUGCUGCUAAACGCUGGUGAAAUUGGUGCCUUUGAUUUGAAGACUGUUUUGUGGGAAGUGCUGAUAGGUAUGCGCCGUGCCGGUGCCGACUGUAUAAUAUCCUACUUUACACCACUCGUCCUCGAUUGGUUGAAGGAAUAAUUUAUCCCGUUUAUUAGAAAUGCAUAGGUUGUGGGAUACAUCUCUGUUUUAUGUGACAAUAAUUGCUUUGGAAAUGAAUCUACCGGAAUAUAAU